Sturnus vulgaris (Common starling) is the source of this 2718-nucleotide messenger RNA. NCBI's taxonomy places the organism in Eukaryota, Metazoa, Chordata, Aves, Passeriformes, Sturnidae. The record is from RefSeq and is a predicted model, not a curated record.
CCCGCCAUGGCCGAGCCCAGCUCCGAGUGCAGCAUCAAGGUCCUGUGCCGGUUCCGGCCCCUCAACCAGGCCGAGAUCCUGCGGGGGGACAAAUUCCUGCCCGUGUUCCAGGGGGACGACAGCGUCGUGGUCGGGGGCAAACCCUACGUCUUCGACCGCGUGUUCCCCCCGAACACCACGCAGGAGCAGGUGUACCAUGCCUGUGCCAUGCAGAUCGUCAAGGAUGUGCUGGCCGGGUACAACGGCACCAUCUUCGCCUACGGGCAGACGUCAUCGGGCAAGACCCACACCAUGGAGGGGAAGCUGCACGACCCCCAGCAGAUGGGGAUCAUCCCCCGCAUCGCCCGCGACAUCUUCAACCACAUCUACUCCAUGGACGAGAACCUGGAGUUCCACAUCAAGGUGUCCUACUUUGAGAUUUACCUGGACAAGAUCCGGGACCUGCUGGACAUGACCAAGACCAACCUGUCUGUGCACGAGGACAAGAACCGCGUGCCCUACGUCAAGGUGAGCAAGACCGGGGCUGAGGGAGCCGUGCUGGACGAGGCCAAAAACAUCAACAAGUCACUGUCGGCGCUGGGCAACGUCAUCUCGGCCCUGGCCGAGGGCACGAAGGCGUACGUGCCCUAUCGCGACAGCAAGAUGACGCGGAUCCUGCAGGACUCCCUGGGCGGCAACUGCCGCACCACCAUGUUCAUCUGCUGCUCCCCCAGCAGCUACAACGACGCCGAGACCAAAUCCACGCUCAUGUUCGGGCAGAGGGCCAAGACCAUCAAGAACACGGCGUCGGUGAACCUGGAGCUCACGGCCGAGCAGUGGAAGAAGAAGUUUGAGAAGGAGAAGGAGAAGAACAAAGCGCUGAGGGAAACGCUGGCACGGCUGGAGGCUGAGCUGAGCCGCUGGCGGAGCGGGGAGGCCGUGCCCGAGACGGAGCAGCUGAACGAGGCCGAGGCAGAAACGGGGCCGGGGGAGGGGACAGGGGAGGGCCAAGGGGGGGCCCCCGAGGAGCCCCCCCUGAACGACAACAGCUCCUCCAUCGUCAUCCACAUCUCGGACGAGGAGCGCCACAAGUACGAGGAGGAGAUCCGCAAGCUCUACAAGCAGCUGGAUGACAAGGAUGACGAGAUCAACCAGCAGAGCCAAAUCAUGGAGAAGCUCAAGCAGCAGAUGCUGGACCAGGAGGAGGUGCUGGCAGCGGCUCGGGGCGGGGGGGAGGCGGCUCGCCGGGAGCUGGCAGCGCUGCGGGCCGAGCACGGCGCGGCGCGGGCCGAGGUCACCGAGGUGCUGGCGGCGCUCGAGGAGCUCGCCCGGAGCUACGACCGCAAGGCCCAGGAGGCCGAGGACACCGGGAGGCACAACCGGAGACUCGCCGAUGAGCUGGCCCGCACCGAGGCCACCACUCUGUCGCUGGAGUCGGAGCUGUCGCGGGCACGGGAGCUCGGGGGGCAGCAGCGGCGCCGCGCGGCCGAGGUGCUGAACGGGCUCCUGCGGGACCUGAGCGAGCUCAGCGCCCUCGUGGGCAGCGGCGACAUCAAACUGCCGGUGGAGGUGAGCGGGGCCAUCGAGGAGGAGUUCGCGGUUGCCCGGCUCUACAUCAGCAAGAUCAAGUCGGAGGUGAAGUCGGUGGUGAAGCGCUGCCGGCAGCUGGAGAACCUGCAGGUGGAAUGUCACCGCAAGCUGGAGGUGACGGGGCGCGAAUUGUCCUCCUGCCAGCUCCUCAUCUCCCAGCACGAGGCCAAGAUCCGCUCGCUGACCGAGUACGCGCAGAGUCUGGAGCUGCGCAAGCGGCACCUGGAGGAGGCGCACGACGCGCUCGGGGAGGAGCUGGCGCGGCUGCAGAGCGCAGAGCUGGAACCCGAGGACAGUGGGGGGCUCCACUCCCAGAAGCAGAAGAUUUCCUUUCUUGAGAACAACCUGGAGCAGCUUACAAAAGUUCACAAACAGCUGGUCCGUGACAAUGCAGACCUGCGCUGUGAGCUUCCGAAGCUGGAGAAGCGGCUGCGCGCUACGGCUGGGCGUGUGCAGGCCCUGGAGGGGGCGCUGAGGGCGGCCAAGGAGGGGGCGCGGCUCGACAAGCGCCGGUACCAGCAGGAGGUGGAGCGGAUCCGCGAGGCCGUGCGGGCCCGGGGGGCGCGGCGGGGACCCGGAGCCCACAUCGGGACACCUGGGCUCAUCACCUUCAUCAUCAUUUUCAUUGUCACCUCCAUCACCGUCAUCUUCAUCAGUGUCACCUUCACUGUCACUUUCAUGAUCGUCGUCAUCCUUGUCACCUUCGUCACUGUCACCUUCACUGUCACCUUCGUCACGGUCCAUCUCCUCAUGGCCAAUGUGUCACACGUGUUCCUGUCGCGUGUCCCUGUCACGUGUCCCCGGGGCUGUCGGGCGCCCCCUAUCGGUUUCCCACGCCCCUGCACGUGUCGCACGCACCGCCCACAGCCUCUGGCGCCCCCUACCGGCCGCGCGGCCCGGCAGGGGCCAGCCCCGCCCAGCUGCUGGCGCCACUUCCGGCUUCCGGUGCCGCUCCGGGGCCUGGCGGAAGCGAUGGAGGGGCGGGACCGGAAACGUCGGGGGCGGGACCGGAAGCGGCGGCGGGGGCGGAAGCGGCGACCAUGGCGGCGGCGGCAGCGGCGGGUCCCUGUACCGGCCCCGGUCCAGGCCCCGGCCCCGGCGCCGCCCGCACGAAGAAGAAGCAGAAGCGCUUCGUGCCGCAGCGCGUGA